Trichoderma aggressivum f. europaeum is the source of this 1887-nucleotide messenger RNA. RefSeq lists its product as uncharacterized. Lineage: Eukaryota; Fungi; Ascomycota; Sordariomycetes; Hypocreales; Hypocreaceae. The transcript has 3 exons. Gene Ontology annotation, cellular component: mediator complex; core mediator complex. Gene Ontology annotation, biological process: regulation of transcription by RNA polymerase II. Gene Ontology annotation, molecular function: transcription coregulator activity. Bases 1 to 1887 code for a protein of 628 amino acids. The record is from RefSeq and is a predicted model, not a curated record.
AUGUCUUCAGGCGACGGUCCGCCGCCGCUCUCACUGCGGCCGUUCCCCGUUGCCGACCAAAAGCCCAAGAAUCUCGCCGAGUUCAUCGCUCGAGUCAACGCCCAGCCCGGCGGCUUCCGCUCCGUAACAGAAGACAAGCUCCGCGAAGAUUUAAAAAGUAGCGAGAAUUCCGACGGAGCGGCCGAUCACGAUGAGGACAUGUCUGAUGCUGGGGCGGACAACGACGUCGCGGAGAAGGAUCCCAACGUUGCGCGCAUGGAGGUCCUGAAGAAUAUCGACAUAGCCAGUAAUAUUGCUCUGUUGACUCUCGACUCCAUGUCCCUCCUCCUCUCCAAACAGAACCCGACACAAGCUGGCUUGACCCUAUCUCAGCAGCUACGCGACAUGGUCGGCAUUGGUACUCUCGGCGCGGACAGACUCAAUGACUCCAAUUCCACACCGGCCAAGACAAAAGAUCAGGAGGCGGUUGCUAUGGGCUGGACCAUUAUGGAAAUCAACAAGACGAGGGACUCCGCACAAGAGGCUGCUGCGUUCUUGGGAAAGGAGAUCAGUGCAGAGAGCAAAUACUGGGAAGACAUCAUUUCAGUCAGGAAAGCUGGCUGGUCUGUAUGCAAAGUCCCGCAGGAGAGGCACACUUUGGGUGUGAGAUUUGGCUUUUCAGAGGCCGCUCCCGAAUUCAAGAAUAACGGCCUAGCGCCUAUGAGACGUGGUGACAAUGGGUCGACAGACCUUGAUUUUGGUCGAUUAGGCGGCGUAUCAGAAGCUCUUGUCGUGACGUACGAAAGAGAUGGCAAGGUGCUUGGGAGAUCCACCACUCGACCAGCCUCAGAAGAUGGCUCGUUGGAAUCACGAGUUCUAGAAGCACGCAACACCAUCUUCUCACAAGAACUCUGGCACGAAUUGACCAAAGAGUCGCGGUCGCUAGCCGCCUACGAUGUCAGGCCUGAAGGAAAGAAAUUGGUUUGCCAGGCAGACGACACAACGAAAAUCACCUUUGAGCUACUACCCUUGGAAUCAUGCCCCUCCCAUGACGAGAACCUUCCGGAGAAUGGCCUGGCAGAAAAGACGUCCAUGGCGUUGCACGUUCUCCUCAGCUAUGCUCAUCGGUAUAACGAGCUCAUGAGGAUUCGGCCUGUUCCGCCUCACAUCUCUCGCACCUCUCGCCAGCAAUCCUACGCCCUCCUUCGCCCCGUCCUCGCACGCACAAUGUACCUCAAGAACAUUGAGGAAUCCAUGCAAUACGUCGGCUCUCUAGUGAAGACUCUUCAAAAGGCCGGCCUCCCAUCAUCAGUCAUCCUACGCACAACUCAAGCCAGCGCCUCCGACCCCAAUUCCCGUGGGCCGAACCAGCUCUCCGCAUCACAGACUCUGGUCCGCAAUCUUCUGCAGACGCAAGACUUUACCCUCGAACUCACCAUCCUGCCCGAGAUAUCCUUCAUCAUUCGAGCCCGUGCGUUUAGCUUCCCCGUCACGGCGACGUACUACUACAUCCUCCUCCCGCCCUCGUCGCCUCUCCCGACCUUGUGUCCCCCUUGGGCGGAAGGCUAUCCCAGCGUCCGAACCCUAGGCGACUACCUCCGCACCGUCGUCGUCCGCGUCCUCACCAACCACUUCGUCACUCUGCACGCUUCCGGAGCAUUAUCGCACGACGAAUCAACCGCCACCGUUGCAGAAACUGCAUCCAAUCGGGAUCCCGUCGACAAAUCCAACAUCGACAUCCACUUUUCCAUGGAACACGAAGACAACGACGAACUAGCCCUAUCACUCAGCAGCCCCUCGCCAAACGGAACCUCCAACACGUGGAAGUGGUCCGUCGGCAGAUCUAGUGAAACGCGUUCGGCCAAGGACGUCAUCGAGUUGGUCGCCAAGGAGCAAGAGCUCGCUUAG